Molecule: messenger RNA, 4720 nt
Organism: Biomphalaria glabrata
Lineage: Eukaryota; Metazoa; Mollusca; Gastropoda; Planorbidae
Product: CD109 antigen-like
Exons: 41
Coding region: 355-4569 (1404 amino acids)
Cellular component (GO): extracellular region
Molecular function (GO): endopeptidase inhibitor activity
Source: RefSeq, a predicted model, not a curated record
AAUAAAGCCAGAUGAAACUGUGGAUCUGAUGGUUGGUACCAAAAUCCUACAGUCAGAAUUGAAACAAAUCAUCUCGCAGAAACAGUACAAAUGUGUUCUUGUGAAAGAAGUUGAAAAUUAUAUAAGAAAACUUUAAGACCUCUGCACUGACAGUGAAGGAGUAGAAAUAUUAUGAACACUAUAAAGGGGUUAAAUCUGGGUAAUGAAAAUUGAUGAUGAAAAUCUCAAAACUGGAUGGUUUUGGUGUAUUUGAUAUUGAAUUAAAAGAACUAGAGCACUGUGUAUCAGCCUAAUGAAACUAAUUGAAAAUUGAUCUACAAGCAUGGUGGUGGUCUAAUAGAUGAGCUGUGCAGGAUGUGGAAGUUAAUUCUUAUAGCUGUUGUCAUAACUAGCGGCAGAGCUCAAAAUAUUCCAGACAGACAACAGGCUGCUUCAAACUCCACGCAGCGGAAAUCAACAUGGAGAGAUUGUACCUACAUGAUCAUAGCACCUUCCAAGGUUAGAGCCAACAUGGACCUGUCAUUAAGUGUCCAUAUCCUCAACGCCAGUAGUAAUGUCAUGCUUUUAGUGACCCUAUCACAAGGUCAGAAAACUGUGGUCAGUGCUAACAAAGUCUUUCGACAAGGUGCUCCUGAAAUUUUUAAAUUAAAGUUACCAGCUGACCUUCCUAACAGUAUCUAUACUCUAAAAGUCAAGGGCAGUGGAGCAUUAACCUUCAAUCAAUCCACUGAUCUUUCGUACAACAGCAAGGAAGCUUUUUCAGUUUUUAUUCAGAUUAACAAAGCUAUUUUUAAGCCAGAUGAUACAGUGAACUUCAGAGUAUUUGGAAUCUAUCCAGACUUAAAGUCCUAUUCAGGUUCUAUGGAUGUUUCAAUUUAUGAUGCCAACUCUAACAAAAUCAAACAAUGGAACAAAGUGAAUCCCGUAAAUGGUGUCUUCACCCAGAAGCUGGUUCUAUCAGCACAGCCUGUAUUAGGAGACUGGAAGAUUGAAGCCAAAGCUAAUACAACAAGGGCGCAAAAAAUAUUUACAGUUGCAAAAUAUGUUCUUCCUAAAUUCAAAGUGGAAAUAGUAAUGCCCUCAUUUGCUUUGACCAGUGACAAUGACAUCACAGUGACUAUCAAGUCAAGAUACACCUAUGACAAGCCAGUGAAAGGAACAGCUGAUGUUCUGGUCAAACUAAACCAAUUUGAAAACUCCAUGCCAAUUGAUUUUGCUCAGUCUCUACCAGUGACAUCACUACAAAUGUCUAUAAAUGGUGAAGCCAAAGUGACGGUUCCAAAGGAUCUGAUUAAUGCCAAAGACAAAGAUGUUUUGAUUGUGAUUGCCAAUGUGACAGAAUCUUUAACAGGCAACAAAAUGACAGCAAAAAAUACAGUCACUUUUUAUGACCAAGUUGCCCAGUUGGAAUAUCCAGAAAUUAACCCUAAAAGUUUUAAGCCAGGACUUAAAUACUCUGCUUAUCUUCAAAUCACUCAGCCUGAUGGCCUGCCAACAACCUCUAUCACUGAACCAGUAAGGAUUUCUUGGAAAGUUGAAAAAGAGAAAAAACCAUUAGACAGUAUCAGAUUACGCUUACCUAAAAAUGGUAUCGUAAGCUUUUCUGUGAAUGUACCGCUUAAUGCAAGCUCAUUAAUUAUAUCUGCAACAUUUCAAGGAGUAACUAAAGAACUCACAGUGGAACCAAGUUACUCUCCUAGCAGUUCUUACAUGCAACUAGCAUUGAAGACUGCCUCGGUUAUUAGGGCUGGAGACGUUGUGUUUUUUGAAGUGACGAGUACAACACCAAUGACCCAGCUGGUUUACCAAGUCUUAUCCAAAGGUGUCAUUGUGAAAGUUGGUAGUGAAAACGCCACCAGUAAAUUUUCCCACCAGUUCUCUGUAGUAUCAGACUCCAGCAUGGCUCCCAGUGCAAGAAUGGUGAUCUAUUUCUACAGAAGAGAUGGGGAGAUUGUCAUAGACAGCAUCAGUUUUGAUGUUUCUGGGGCUUUUAAAAACAAGGUCUCCUUUGGUUUCAACUCCAAGUCUGUAGAUCCUGGAAAUAAUGUAACAGUGACUGUCAGAGCUGACCCAAACUCUGCUGCCUAUCUUCUGGCUAUUGACCAGAGUGUACUUCUGAUAAGGGGAGAUAAUGAUGUCACUAGUGAUGAUGUGUUCACUGAUCUUAAAAAGUAUGACACAGCUGCUGACUCCGCCGAAUGCUCCACAUGCAAGAGUGGCUUGUGGCCUUCUUGGACCCUUGGUGGCGCUGUUGCCCUUGAGAUCUUCACUAAAGCUGGUGUGGUAGCUCUCACAGAUGCGGUUAUCAUUCAGUCCAAACCUUCAGACGAAAAUGAAGACAGUUGGCUAAUGCGAAAUCCAGGGGCAAUAAUGGUGCCAAUGGUGCCAAAACAGAUACGCCAAGUUUUCACUGAAACGUUUCUCUGGUCAGAUUUAACCAUUGGUGUCAAUGGAUCAGCUUCUAUUACUGCAACAGUACCAGAUACUAUCACAUCCUGGGUGGCCAGUGCCUUUGCUGUCAAUUCAGAGUCUGGUCUUGGUAUAGCUCCUUCUCAGUCUUAUCUCCAAGUAUUCAGACCAUUUUUUGUCAGCCUUAACCUACCAUACUCUGUUAUUCGUGGGGAACAUUUGGUUGUACAAGCAAAUGUUUUUAACUACAUGACUGAAGAUAUGCAGGUGACAGUCACAUUGGCCGCGUCUGACAAGUUCUACAACAUUGAAAUAGAUGCGAAUGGAGCAAAUGGAUUGUUUCAACAAAGUCAAAGUGUAAAAGUUAUCAUGGUUGAGGCUGGCGAGGCUAUAUCUGUUUAUUUCCCAAUAUUCCCACAUGAAUUGGGUAAAAUUGAUAUUGAAGUGAAGGCUCAGUCUACGAGCGCUGCUGAUGCUGUUAGGAGACAACUCUUGGUGGAGGCUGAAGGCAUUCCUAAGACAAAAAAUUACCCUAUACUAAUUGAUCUGACAGAAGGCAGAACAAGUUUCUCACAGACUAUUAAUCUUCCACUCCCUUCCAAUACUGUGAAAGAUUCACAACGCACCAGAUUUUCUGUUGUAGGGGACUUAAUGGGUCCAACAAUUGCUGGAUUAGAUGCCCUUCUACAGAUGCCAACUGGCAGUGGUGAACAAAACAUGGUAAAUCUAGCCCCAAAUAUCUAUGUUGUUAACUAUCUACAAUCUGUGAAUCAGCUUUCUACAGACAUCAAAUCAAAGGCUUUCCAUUUUAUGGAAAAAGGCUAUCAGAGAGAACUGAUGUAUAGACACCCAGAUGGUUCUUUUAGUAACUUUGGUAGCAAUGAUACAUCUGGCAAUAUUUGGUUAACAGCUUUUGUUGUUAAAAUAUUCCAUCAAGCUCAGGGCCAUAUCUAUAUUGAUGAUAAUGUCCUAAUAGAGGCCCUUCAAUGGAUCGUCACACAACAGAACCCUGAUGGCAGCUUCCAAUUACCAUCAAAGGGUCAAGCAGGCUCUAGCGUUGUACUCACUUUGCAUGUCUUAAUUUCACUGUUUGAGAAUGAGGAUGUUCUGGUGGAAGAUAAUAUUGUUGAAGCACGGGGAAAGGCUUUAACUUUUGUUGAAAGUGAAGUUGACAAAACUAAUGACCUUUAUGUUUUGAGCUUGGCUGCGUAUACCUUCCAACUAGCUGGCAGCACACGUGUUCAAGCAGUUCUGGACAAAUUGGAGCUAAGAGCAACUGUUAAAGGUGGACGCAAAUACUGGAUUCUACCUGAACAACCCAAGAAAAAAACUACUUUGAAUUACCCAAAUCAAACCAAAUCCAUUGACAUUGAAAUUACAUCCUAUGUUUUGUUGACAUAUGCUGUCAGAGGAAAUCUUGUUGCUGGAAAGAGUAUUAUGUGGUGGCUAGCUGAACAAAGAAACUCUCAAGGUGGAUUUCCCACUGCACGGUGUAGUAUUAUUGCUUUGAAUGCUUUAGCUGUGUUUGCUGAAAAGACUUACAGAAAUAAUUUCAAUAUGAAAAUAACAGCCAAAGUGGCUCCCCAAAAAAUGUUACAGUAUAGGAUUGACAGGACUAAUGCUCUUAUCUUACAAUCUGGAGAAGUAUCAGAUGUUCCAGCUCAAGUUCAGAUUGAAGCUACUGGUUCAGGCUUAGUUUUGGCUCAAAUUGCUGUCUCUUUUAAUGUUGAAUCAGAAAUAUUCAGAACAACAUUUGAUCUCAAAGUGACUCUAGUAGAAGAAUCAAUGAACUAUUUCAUUCUUCAGACUUGUACUAAGUGGAUUGGAAGUGAGUCUGAUAGUGUUAUGACAGUCCAAGAAAUUGGUAUUCCAACUGGGUUUGAGGCUGACCUUGAUAGCAUACCAAAUUUGGAAAAUCUGAAGCGCAUUGAAUCACAGUUUAAAAACUUAUAUUUGUACAUAGACCAGAUUGAUUCCACGCCAGUUUGUUUAACAAUGAAAGCAGUAAGAAUAGGUGUUGUCUCUGGACUACAACCAUCUACUGUUAGAGUUAUUGAUUAUUAUGAACCAAGUAACCAAGUAACAGCCUUCUAUCAGUCUCAGAUCCUUGAGGCCUCGAUUAUCUGUGAUGUCUGUAAAGAAUGUGACAACUGUUUUUAACCUCCAGUUACUUCAGCCAGUGUUGUUCAUGAUGAAAUGACUUAUAUAAUAGAGAAAUACUUCCAUUGUAAAAUAUCAGUUACUUUGUGCGUUAAAGAAGAAGAAGAGUGCAAGCCAAAGGAGAAAGAAAUAAAGUGUUUUGAAACCAGAA